AUGGAACGCAUGCGUACAUUAGAUCGUGUGGUGGAGACCCGGAUAGAUCUUCUGGAAUGGGAGUCACCGACUCCGAAAGAGGAUUGUGCCGCCUGUCGUGCCCUCGAUUGCGACAUUAUCUUUGCCUUAUUGUUCACUAUGGUGAUCGCCUGCCUUUUAGUGCUUAUAAUGCAUCCAGUGGAUAAAGCGCAUAUCUGCGCAACAACUGUAACAGAUGCCCACAUUCGUUCAGAAUGUGAUCGAGUUUUCGACGAAAAGAACCCACGAGGAGAAUUUCAAUUUCCGCUCCUCCCAAAGGAGCCCACGGAUAACUCCAUAGAGAAAAAUAUCACAUUGCCUAGGAAUUUGCAGUGUGUAUACACGUUUGUCGCGGGACCGAGGCAACGCGUAAAAUUAGAAUUCGAACAUUUUCAUCUCGCUGGCAGCUCCGAAAGCUGCGAGAUUGAAUAUGUAGACAUUUAUUCGGAGCUUGAACGGGUCGAAUCUGAUCUGCUAUCCGCAUCUUUGGGUGGCAGAUAUUGUGGUACCGUAUCACCUCAUGUAUGCGGCUUGCAGCAACGGACCGAAAUGUAUUCUGUCGGCACAGAAGCACUCAUUCAUUUCAACACCACCAAUCCAGCCAAAGCUGAUCCACGAGGCUAUCUUUCCUACAGUAAUCCUUUGCAGUUUCCCGAUAUAUACCCACCAAACACCACCUGCACUUACAUACUCGACGGUCUUCAAGGAGAUCAAAAUCUUGAGAAAGUGAUUCUCACAUUCGAAGAGUUCGCAGUGCUCUCGGACGAUGACAGGUAAGA
Messenger RNA from Strongylus vulgaris, 797 nucleotides. Lineage: Eukaryota; Metazoa; Nematoda; Chromadorea; Rhabditida; Strongylidae. The record is from the annotation of a GenBank genome assembly.